AUGCCCACUGCUUUUUUACGCCAGGCCGUCAUCGCGCUCACCGCGCAGCUCACUAACUUCUUUCCGGUUGAACCUCGCGCCGACUGCGCGUCGACUUGUCACACUGGCUCUGGCCCCGUAUUCCCUAUUGUCACCUAUCGUCUAUCACUUGUUCGAAGGAAGAUGGGUUUCCGAACCGUGAUGGAAUUGAUCGAUGGAUUACUGGAAGGGAGGGAUGAGCACGCUGAGGGGUCGUCAGGAGAUGUGCAGGAACUCGAGGAUUCAAAGGCUCACGGUCCUGUGGUAAGAGGAUACCGGGAUGCCGCGAAGUACCGCUCCUCAAGGACAGAGAGCGUCGACGAUCCCUGA
Haemonchus placei is the source of this 348-nucleotide messenger RNA. NCBI's taxonomy places the organism in Eukaryota, Metazoa, Nematoda, Chromadorea, Rhabditida, Trichostrongylidae. The record is from the annotation of a GenBank genome assembly.